CUGUUGAAGGCCACGCCACCUGUUGUCGAAGAAGACAGAGCACUCGUAGCGACUAAAUCAGCUAUGCAACUGAAAGUCUGAAAGGCUUCCGAACAACAUAAUUAAUCGCACGGUAUUAAGUGGCACGGCAAUGGUAUAAGCCCACGGACGGAAGAUUGCAACUUGUAUUUUGGGAGAUGGAAGUUGAAGUAGGUGAAGAAUUGUUGACUUGUGCGACCGACGACGUGCUUAAGUAUUCAAAAUACGCAAGAACGCAAAAAGUGAUGAAAUAUAGCAACAAGAGACGAGCAAAAUGUAAACAACGUUAUCUCAUCCUCUCGGGCAUCUUUCGGGUCGCUCUUAAUUUUUUUUCUAAUCGACGCAAAGAGUAUCAUAAUGCUUGUCAUGCUAAAACCGGAUCUGUUUUCGUUUUCACAUACCAUACAAGCACAGACAAUUGAACAUGCUAGCUGGUCUGUUAAAUCCGAAAACUGGCUCUCAUCCAGGGCACAAAAACCUGAUUUCGGAAACUUCAGUGAUCGUCUUGAUUUGACCAAUCUGCGUUAAACAGCACAUAUCAUUGCCAGAACCAUAAAAACUAAAUGCCCAAGUCUGUGUGAAGAAUUCGUAAAUCGUAACGUGGCGUGUACGAUGUUUGCAUGUGUUCCGGUUUUGAAGUUCAGAAUAACAGCGAAUGUUGCAACACAAGAAGAAGAAGAAUCGUCCAAACUGUUCGUUGCGUUACAGUUUGUGUUAGUUACUGAGUGCACGUGAGUUGAGCAGAAGAUUCUUAACUCGAUAAACCCUGAAGCCCUGCCCAACUGGCUGACGAAUUAUAGAACGCAUGUUUCAGAAUCAGUCUUCGUCUAUCUGCUGAGUUUGAAUGUCCAUGGCACACGUUAGCAAAUGUUUACCAGCAAACGUCGCUUAGUAGAGAAUUCUUUUACAAUGAACAAAUAGUCAUGCACAUUUAAACUCUUCGCUCACUAAACAUUUCAUUCGUUUCACACUUCAGACUUCAGUGCAACCAUGUUGUGGAAAGGAAUCUCAACUAUUUCCCAGUUUUCUGUUGUGCUGUUUUGGUUAGCAACCAUAACUAACGGGAAAUCGAGUAACGCGAUAGUUGGAAGCGAAACGAGACAAAACCUGUUUUAUCGUCCUUUUCUAGACGAUUCAAAAAUAUCUCGUUACGCUAAAUGGAAAUUCCUUUGGCCUAGGAAGCUAGUUCUCUCAACAAAUAAAACUGUUAUUCCCGAGCGAUCAGCAGCAAAGGAUGAAGACGUCUCAUCGCUAAUAUUAGGACCCUCUUCAGCAACAUCACUAGAGGAAAUACCAAAAACUAAGGAAGAUGGCGCUAAACAAAGUGAAUUCUCUUCAUCUACAAAUUUGGUGGGCGGGGGAGGGCUUCAGCUUUUCGGAAUUACCGAAUCCUUCGUGAACCCAGGAUCCCUGAUUUCCGCAUCUAUUGAAAGCGGAUUACAGAAACUGUCGGAGCUGGCAGAUUCGUUUGGUAAUAAAACAUCUCCAUCCGUGACGAGCGGGGCGCCGGCACAGUUCUUCGGCAUUGCCAAUUCGGCUGGGAAUCCAGAAACAUUACAAGAAUUAUCCCAAGAUUUCUCUUCUAAACCGUUUUCAAAUAUCCCUGCCAUCCAAAAUGGAACAGUUGCACAGUUUUUUGGUAUUGCAAAUAUAUACGUUGGAGAUGCAAGCUCGCAAGCCCAGUCAUUCUUAUCAGAAUGUCCUAUAUGCCCCGUACCAACUGUCGGAUGUCCAGCCCCUGCAGCACAUGAUAUUGUAACUCUUAGCGUAGCAGCAUGCGAGUCUAUUGCCCCACUGGGGACGUGCUCAGCGUCUUCCGUGGCACCGACUGGCACACUUUUCGUCUUAUAUCCAGUUGCCUCUAGUAGUCCUAGAAAAUUUGUCACAAAUCAUUUUCGAAGAAAAAAGAAAAAGAAGCGUUUUCCCGCUGCGAAGGUCAGCACUGCAAUCAUUAGAAUAGUCGGCUCAACUCCUGAGACAAAAAUCACAGUGACGUGUCCUAAUAUUCCUCCCGGUAUUACUGUCACAACGCAAAGUGGAUCCGUAUCGCCAUACAAAUCUAGAGAAAAUACAGGACACGUCCAACUUGAAGUGUCUGGUAGUGCAUCACCAACGGACGUUGCCGUCGCUUGUGUAUGGAAGUCCGUUUCGUAGAAAAAAAAAAAUUAAAUAAAAAACAGUUCUGUAUUGAUUGAAAAAAAAAAAAAAAAAGCUAGCAAGCCAAAUAAAACUGACUAUGAGAAAUAACAUGCAUUUUUUUAUUUUCAAAAUACACAAUGUUUUACAA
Molecule: messenger RNA, 2305 nt
Organism: Daphnia magna
Lineage: Eukaryota; Metazoa; Arthropoda; Branchiopoda; Diplostraca; Daphniidae
Exons: 6
Coding region: 1009-2172 (387 amino acids)
Source: RefSeq, a predicted model, not a curated record